Molecule: messenger RNA, 1425 nt
Organism: Brettanomyces nanus
Lineage: Eukaryota; Fungi; Ascomycota; Pichiomycetes; Pichiales; Pichiaceae
Exons: 1
Coding region: 1-1425 (474 amino acids)
Biological process (GO): exocytosis; vesicle fusion
Cellular component (GO): SNARE complex; plasma membrane
Molecular function (GO): syntaxin binding; SNAP receptor activity
Source: RefSeq, a predicted model, not a curated record
AUGGGUUUAAAAAAGCUAUUUAGGCCUCCUAAGGAUAUGACCAGGGAACAGGAGCAAGAAUAUUUACAGAAUAAUGGUGUCAUGAUAAAGAAUGAGAGUAAUUAUCAUAGGAGGAAAUUUAAAUUUGGAGAGUUUGCAAAGUUUACUAAGGAAAAGGCACAAGAUAUUGAGCCUUUAAAACCUCGGGAUAGAAGUAGAGAUGCGCGUGAGCAAGCAGCACGUGAUGAUGGUUAUGGUGGGGGCACUUACUCGGCUCCUUCCACAUCUUAUCGGCAGAGAAAUACGUAUACCGAUGGACAUGCCACUCAAUCUGCCCCAACUUCUAAGGAAAACGGUUAUGGAACGAGUUCUUCUGGAUCCGGAUCUGGUUCCUAUCAACCUGUUUCUCAGUCAAGCUAUGGUUUGUAUGCUGAAGGAAAGUCUGGACAGACAUAUGAUCCUUAUGCUCAACAGAACCAACAUAAAGAUAGCAAUUCUGGAGUUGAUGCAGCUGGAGUUGUUGGAGGUGUGACUUCGUUACAGGUUCAAAAGCAAGCGGAGCAACAGCAACAGGAGCAGCAUUAUGAUCCAUAUGCCCAAGAAGCAGAAACUCAAACUAUAGAGACGGAUUUCAAUAGAUAUCCGAACGCAGGCCAGGGUCAAGGUCAGGACCAGUACUAUAAUCCGGCAUUAGAACCACAGCAAGAGCAGGAAGAGGAACAGGAAGUUGACUUGGAAGAAGAGGAAGUCAAUAGAAUAAUGAGACAGACCAAAGAUGUACGUGAAGCGACAGUUAAAUCGUCAGGCAACAUUCUUCGUAACUUGAAGGAGGCAGACGAUAGUGCUACAAACACCAUGGGAACAUUGGGAGCACAACAUGAGAAAAUGUAUGAGAUGGAAAAGAACAUGAACUUGAUGGAUACGCAGCAAAGAUUUCUUCAGGAUCAUGUGAAAGAAUUGGAGCAUUAUAACCGAGGAUUGUUCCACAUUAAGGCGGGAAAUCCGUUUACUAGAAAGUCGAGGAAGAAAGCCGCUGAGAAGAGGUUCUUAAUGGAUCGUCAAGCGGAUCGUCAAAGAGAAUCUCAACUAAAUGGAAAGUUAUACAGUUCUCAGCAAGCUAUUAUAGGCCAGAUGAAAGAUGACGACGGUCGUGACGCAGAGGUGGUUGACUCGGAUCUAAAGACUAGGGAAGACUAUCAGAGAAGAGUGCAGGCAGCAUCGAAAUAUUUAACAGAAGAGCAUGACGAAGAGGAUGAGAAGAUGGAGGUGGAGUUUGGCAGAAAUAUGGAUGAAGCCCAGAAAAUGGCCAAGAAUCUACACUCCAAAGCUAAUGUGAUUGCUCAGGAGAUCUCAUCUCAAAACAAGGGCCUCCAGGAAAUCAGCGAGAAGGUGAACCGCGUGGACGAUAAAAUGGUCGUCACGACGAAUAGAAUCCGGGGGAUCUAG